Messenger RNA from Rubroshorea leprosula, 586 nucleotides. Lineage: Eukaryota; Viridiplantae; Streptophyta; Magnoliopsida; Malvales; Dipterocarpaceae. The record is from the annotation of a GenBank genome assembly.
GACAUACAGAUCACAAGACUCACAAAACCUUUGCCGUUUCAUUCAUCACCAUGAACAGAGGAGCGAAAAGUGCGAAAAGUGUAGGGGAAGAAUGUGGAAGCCAUGUGGAAAUACCAACGGAAAACCAAGAAUUUGUAGUAACAGUUGUAGUUGCAGAAAACUGGGAGGUACUCCGGAUCUCAAGUCUUCAUUUCGGGUAUCCUGCAAGGCCCCGAGGUACUUCUCGUGAGGGGUUUGCAUGUGUACAGAACUACUGCGGAGCAAGAGCAGAGGGGACGAGCUUGAAUCCGACUGAGCUCGUCGUCCUUCCAUUGAAUCGAGGUAGCUGGAUGUCGAGGGCCACUCCGGAUGUCAGAGAUUGCGCAUCUCGGGCAGCUAUGGAGUGCACGACUUCGGACUGGCAACAUGCUUCAUCUCAUGACCUCUGUCAACCCACAUACCUCUCUGAUACCUCAUGACCUCUGUCUACCACCACUACAACAGUAAGAGACAAUCGACCGUCACACUAUAUGUUAAAGAUAGAAUCUUUCUCUUGACUCUCUCGACUUGUCUCACAAAGUGAUGAGAAAAAAUAUGAAACGGAAGU